Molecule: messenger RNA, 1372 nt
Organism: Fundulus heteroclitus (mummichog)
Lineage: Eukaryota; Metazoa; Chordata; Actinopteri; Cyprinodontiformes; Fundulidae
Gene: rpa2
Product: replication protein A2
Exons: 9
Coding region: 137-973 (278 amino acids)
Biological process (GO): double-strand break repair via homologous recombination; nucleotide-excision repair; DNA replication
Cellular component (GO): site of double-strand break; DNA replication factor A complex; chromosome, telomeric region
Molecular function (GO): DNA binding
Source: RefSeq, a predicted model, not a curated record
CGCAUGCGCCUUGCAACGAAUUCAGCGCGGGUCUACACAAGAAGGAUAACAACUGCUAACCGCCGCUGACGGCCCUGUCUAGCAGAGUUUAUAACGUUUACAUUUGUUUUUAAUACGUUAUUUACGCGGUGCCAGCAUGUGGAAUCAGGGAGGAUACAGUGAGACCGCAAUGGUGGGGGGUUACACUCAGUCUCCUGGGGGCUUUGCCUCUCCUACCGCAUCCCAGGGAGGAGAGAAAAAAGGGAGGACCCGAGCUACACAAAUAAUCCCCUGCACGGUGUCCCAGCUGAUGUCCGCCACACAGGUUGAAGAGGCCUUCAAAGUGGGAGAUGUGGAAGUGACGCAGGUCACCAUUGUGGGCAUCAUAAGAAGCACAGACAAAUCUAUGACCAACAUCCAGUACAAGGUGGACGACAUGACUGGUGCGCCUAUGGACGUGAAGCAGUGGGUCGACACUGAGGACCCGAGUAUGGACACCACGGUGUUGCCCCCAGGAACCUAUGUCAAAGUGUCUGGAAAUCUGCGCUCCUUUCAGAAUCACAGGUCUGUUGUCGCAUUCAGCGUCAGGCCCCUGGAGGACAUGAACGAAAUCACCUCGCACAUUCUGGAGGUUGUCCAUGCGCACAUGGCGCUCAGCAAACCUCAAACCAUGCCGGGUCUCGGAGGAGGAGUGGGCGCCAACAACACACUAAUGCCGCACCAAGGUCCGGGGAUCACUGGGGGGAGCUAUGCAGGCGCCGGUGGGAACCACAUGAUGGCCGUUAACGGGUUAAGUGCGAGUCAAAACCAGGUGUUGAGUUUGAUAAAAGGCUGUCCGGACCAGCAGGGUAUCAGCCUCCAGGAUCUGAAGCAAAGGCUGAGUGGCAUAAGUCUCGCAGUGAUCAAGCAAGCGGUGGAAUUCCUGAGCAACGAAGGCCACAUCUUCUCAACCAUAGACGAGGAUCACUUCAAAUCCACCGACAGUGAAGACUAGCCCGCCUCGUCUUCGCAGCACUCGUGGCGUUCCGUAUUUGAACUUAAGCUGUCAGCGUUGUUGGUAAAUAGUUUAAUUGAAAGCUGUGAGCAGCUGAUCUCUUUGUCACCGAAGAACUAAGUGGGAUCCUGUCAUUACUUACAUUAGGGUACAUUAGGCUAAUGUCGAACACAGGAUUUGAGGAAACGUUUGGCUUCAACAACCUGUAUUCCCUCGACCUACUUCUGCAUCUGUGCAAAGCAGAAUAGAGUCCAGUUAUGUUUAUUUGCAGUUUCUAUAAUGCUGCAUAUCCUGCUCUUGUAUAACAUUUUGUACUUUUUAAAAGAUUUGAAACAUGUACUUUGUUUAUUUUCCCUUUAUGGUUCACUUUUGAUCGAAUUAAAGAUUAUUUCAAAAGAC